CGUGAGUGAGACUGAGCAGCGUGUGGUGGAGGCGGCGGCGGCGAGUAGCGUGAUAAAGCCUCUCUCUCCUUCUACGCUGUGGGGCUGCGCGAAACACACGUUGUAUUUCGCACUUCUCCAAUCAAGGUAGACCGAACUUUUUUCUGGUUCAGGGGAAGAGAGUUUUCUAAAUUGACCAGAGUACAUCUUGUGGAGCUAACCAUUGACGGUAAAUCGAGAAUCAUGUCGGCAUCGGCGGCGAAAGUCAGUAGAAAGGAGCAGAACUCAAAUCAUGACGGAGCGGACGAGACCUCGGAAAAAGAGCAGCAAGAAGCUAUCGAACACAUCGAUGAAGUACAGAACGAAAUUGACAGAUUGAACGAGCAGGCAAGUGAGGAAAUUUUAAAAGUAGAACAGAAGUACAAUAAGCUACGCCAGCCUUUCUUCCAGAAGCGGUCAGAACUCAUAGCCAAAAUUCCAAACUUCUGGGUCACAACAUUCGUCAAUCAUCCACAAGUUUCAGCUCUUCUUGGUGAGGAAGAUGAGGAGGCACUUCAUUACCUUACCAGAGUGGAGGUUACAGAGUUUGAGGACAUCAAAUCAGGUUACAGAAUAGAUUUUUUUUUCGAUGAAAAUCCAUACUUUGAAAACAAAGUCCUCUCAAAAGAAUUUCACUUGAACGACAGUGGAGACCCAUCUUCAAAAUCAACCGAAAUCAAAUGGAAGGCUGGAAAGGACCUGACAAAGCGUGCCGGCCAAACACAGAACAAGGCAGGUAAGAAGAGGCAACAUGAGGAACCAGAGAGCUUCUUCACCUGGUUCACUGAUCACUCCGAUGCAGGGGCAGACGAACUUGGAGAGGUCAUCAAAGAUGACAUCUGGCCCAAUCCCCUGCAGUACUACCUGGUUCCUGAUAUGGAAGAUGAGGAAGGAGAGGGUGAAGAUGAGGAGGAGGAUGAGGAGGAGGAAGGACUAGAGGACAUUGAUGAGGAAGGUGAUGAAGAUGAGGGAGAAGAAGAUGAGGAGGAAGAGGAGGGAGAGGACGGAGAGGAUGAUGGUGAGGAUGACUAAGCCCUGAUAAGGACAUAUUCCAACCACCUCCUUACCUUCUCCUUCCUUUUUUACGUCAUCCUCUGACCCGUGGGAGCAAAAAGCUUUGUUUUUAUUUUGUUUUUUUUAUGAUUUUUUUUUUUUGUGCUCCGUCUUCUGUUCUACUGAAGCCUCUCCCUGUCCUUACCAUGUCUAAUACAAGUUUAAUUCCCUGGACAUUUCCCUGCAUUGGAAAACUAGUGGCAUCUCGUUGCUGAAGCCUCUUGCAUCAUCUUCGAUUACUACACCCAUCUCCAAAGACAAAAUACAAAAUAUUAACAAUCUGCACGUCAUCUUCUGUAGACUAAAAUGAAGUAAAUAGCAGUUUAUAUAUAAGUAUAUAAAUACAGUUUUUUUUUGUUUUUUUUUUGUUGGUUUUUUUUCUGUGAAUGGUUGUGAGUUGAAUUAUGAUAAGCCAUGGUGCAGUGAUGACCUGAUCAUAGCAUACAUACCUAGCCACUUUUGUGUUUUAUUUUAUUUUUGUUUUUUUGUUUUUUUUUUCCCUAUAUGUACAUUUUCUUCAAUGCAGAGGUGGGCCCCAAGGAGUUGACACUGUUUUUCCCAUGUAAUUUCUUGGACAAAUGGAAAGCACCAGCUUGUCCCUGUCACCUCUUGUAAAUGUUUUGGGGUCAAUAUCAGGGUAUGACAGUCAUUAUUGUAGACAGUUUAAUGGGGUUGGGUGGGGCACGUGGGCAUUUGACACAUCAACAUUUGGGUUUAUGUUGAUUGAAUUUUCAUUGUAAUGUUUUACAAACACCCAUGAGAUUUGAAAUUUACAUUUUUAAUAAAAACAAAACACAAAAAAACUUUCUCUUGUAAUUUUGAGCUUGCCUAAUUAAAGGAUUAUUUAAGCAAGAGAAAAUAAAAACCUGUAGAAUCUU
Chanos chanos (milkfish) is the source of this 1949-nucleotide messenger RNA. It is a transcript of the gene setb, whose product is annotated as SET nuclear proto-oncogene b. The coding region runs from base 223 to 1050 and encodes 275 amino acids. The transcript has 8 exons. Gene Ontology annotation, cellular component: nucleus. The record is from RefSeq and is a predicted model, not a curated record. Lineage: Eukaryota; Metazoa; Chordata; Actinopteri; Gonorynchiformes; Chanidae. Gene Ontology annotation, biological process: nucleosome assembly.